Dentiscutata heterogama is the source of this 172-nucleotide messenger RNA. The record is from the annotation of a GenBank genome assembly. NCBI's taxonomy places the organism in Eukaryota, Fungi, Glomeromycota, Glomeromycetes, Diversisporales, Gigasporaceae.
CAACAAAAGUUUUGGAAUUGAAGAAAUUAAUGCCGAAAUACUUACUACUGUCGAGUCAGAAUAUCAAGUAAAUCUACCAAACAUUGUUGUAUUAGAGCCUGGACUAGCACCUAAUAGCAAUGAUGCCAUGUUUAAAUCAAUUAAUAUGUAUUUGGAAGAUCUUAAACAAAAC